Knipowitschia caucasica is the source of this 1452-nucleotide messenger RNA. The record is from the annotation of a GenBank genome assembly. NCBI's taxonomy places the organism in Eukaryota, Metazoa, Chordata, Actinopteri, Gobiiformes, Gobiidae.
AUGGUUCCAUCUGAGCAUGUGCUGCUUUCUUGUGACUGCCUCGACUGCAUCGUACCAACCGUGUGCUCUCGUCUUCUCCCACAGACGCGUCAGUUUGUGAACGACGUGGCGCGCAUCUACAGCAUCACUGUGAGCAACGCGGCAGACGGUGUGUCGUCUCGGUGCCGCACCUGUGCCCUCAGCUCCCAGCCCUCCUCCUCCCCAUUUGCUUGCGUGCCCUGCCCCCCUGGACACUACAUCCACCCGGACUCCAACCAGUGCACAGAAUGUCCCACAAACACCUACCUGCUGCCCCACGCCACGCCCGGGCCGGACGCGUGCCAGCCGUGCGGGCCGGCCAGCAAGAGCGACAAGGAGCACAGCCGGUGCAUCAGCGACUGCCGCUUCACCCACGGAGACGGGAACAUGACGAGGAGCUACGAACUGAGCGCCCUGGGGCCAGUGGGGGCCCUCAUGAACGGCCCCAGCUUCACCUCCAAAGGGACCAAGUACUUCCACCUGUUCAACGUGAGCCUGUGUGGAAUGCAGAUGGCCGAAUGCAAAGACAACGUGACAGACCUGUCCCUGUACGAGGCGGAGGGAGGCAAACCCGAGGGCGGCGCGACUGUUCGAGCCUUCGUCUGUCAAUCAACCAUCAUCCCAGCUGGUGGGCGGGGCUUCCACACCUCGCUGUCCUCUCAGUCCAUCACGUUGGCCGACACCUUCCUGGGAGCCACAGUGGAGACCACACUGGGAGACAUCACUGCUCGACCGGACCUGUUUCCAGACGCCAAACACCAACUGCCUGAUAUCAUCUUCUACUACAGGUCCUCAGAGGUGACGGCGUCCUGUAUGGCGGGCCGGAGCCUGGUGCUUCUCCUGCGCUGUGACCCGGACACGAGCCCCCAGGGAGAGAUCACUGUGCCCAGUCAGUGCCCGGCCGGGACGUGUGACGGCUGCAGCUUCCACUUCUUAUGGCGGAGCUCUGGAGCCUGUCCCCUGUGUUCCCACCAUGAUUACCACCGGAUAGAGGGGGCCUGCAAACACGGACUACAGGGGGUGGUGUGGGUGUGGAAGGAGCCUCGCGUCUGUGUGGGCGGCCUGGGCCUGCCUCAGAAGCAGACCCUCCCCUGUGACAGUGUGGAGCGCUGGCUGCAGCUGGGAGGGGGUCUGGGGGCUCUGGCUGCACUGCUGCUGGUGUCACUCACCUGCUACUUUUGGAAGAAGAACAAGAGGCUGGAGUACAAAUACUCUCGGCUGGUCAUGACGGCCGAUAAGGAGUGUGUCCUGCCUGGAGCCGACAGCUGCGCCAUGAUGGAGGGCGAGACCGAGGGAGAGCCAGAGGACGACGUCAUCUACUCCAAGCCAUCGCUCAUCGGCAAACUCAAGGCUCUGGCAUCCAAGGGAAAUGGUGAACGGUACGAAAACGUGCAGCUCAACUCGUCACCGUCCAAAGCACUGGUGUGGAGCUAA